ACAUCCGGUAGGCCGUUGGGACCACCGGAUGUGACGUAGGGACCAACCCAUGGUGUUUUUAGCAUGAGUUCGUUGUGCUAACUGCGGGAUGUGAGGCUACAAUUCAGUCUCUGAACAUAUAGCUCGUGAUUUAGGGAUUUAAAACAUAUUUUAAAUACAAUUCACAGUUUAUUUUGCAAUGGGAGCUCUUAAUGUAACCGUUGGAUCUAUGCAAACGUGAACGCAGCCUAAGCUAACUGAGAGUUAGCUUCCUGUCAGACUCCAGAGAUCUGUGCUGUUAUGUAGAGGAACACAGCUGCUGUCCAGUUCUUCUGUUCACGUCUCUGUCGAAGCUUCAAUGGGGAAAAGGAAAGACAUGAUUCACCCAAGGUUCCUCGGUGAGGGAAGCUCCGGCCUGCACAGCGUCCACAAACGGAAACACAAAAAACACAAGAAGCACAAGAGGAAGCACCACAGCUUCCCAGAGAUCCCAGAGCCCGAGCCGAUCGUGGUGCCUCGUCCUCCUCCACAGCUCAGGCUGAAGAUCAAACUGGGAGGACAGACGCUGGGGACCAAGAAUGUCCCCACCUUCACUGUGCAUCCUGGUGUGGCCUGUCCUCCAUCUCCUCUAAUGAUUAUACAUAAUAAUGAUGUUGAUGAUGAUGAUGAUGACGACGAUGAGGAUGAUGAUGAGGAUGAUGAUGAUGAGGAGCCUUCUGUUCCUCUGGAGCAGUAUAGAGCCUGGUUAGAUGAAGACAGUAAUCUGGCCACAUCCCCUAUGCCAGACAUGGACUCGGACUCUAUGCUUGGCGUGCCCGUGGAUGAAGAGGAGAGGUGGCUUGACGCUUUGGAGAAAGGUGAGCUCGAUGACAACGGAGAGCUGAAGAAGGAGGUGGAUGAGUCGCUGCUGACAGCCCGACAGAAAGCCCUCCUGCACAAGCAGCAGAGUCAGCCCCUCCUCGAGCUCCCCAUGGGCUACAAGGAGAAGGAGAUGACCGUGGAGAUGAUGCAGAAGCGGGAGGAGCGAGCCCGAAAGCGGCGCCUGCAGGCUGCCAAGAAAGCCGAAGAGAACAAGAACCAGACGAUCGAGAGGCUCACGAAAACCAGCAAGGCUAAGAUCAAGAGCAUGAGAGAGAGGAAGUCCAAGCUGAGUCAGGUCCCCAUGGUGCGCUACAGCGACUCAGUACAGGGUGUGGUCAUCUCCUUCCCCACGGGAGUCCCAACCCCAGCCCCAACAACGCCCUGUCCUCCACCGGCAGCUCCUGUGAACUGUGGAGUCAGCGGCUGCUCGAACCUGAAGAAGUACGCAUGCUCUAAGACCGGGGUCCCGCUCUGCAGCCUGGAGUGCUACAAGAGGAACCUGCUGCCUGUUCAGAGCACAGCCUGAACCAUAAACAAUCACACGCAUCCUGAGUGCAGGAUGUUCUGUUACGGUGGGAUAAGAAGAUGAGACGCGGGCGUUAUAUGUGAUAUGAUGUACAUUAUAUGGACACGUGUGACUCUUAAGAUCCACCUUGAACUUCAAUCUGUAAACAUGAGUCUGUCUUUUCACCAACCUCUUCAUGGGGUGAUAAAAAUGUAUUUAUCUGCAGUGAUUCAAUUAUGUACUUUGUGAAACAAGGUAUCUGUUCAUUUACAAGAUUAUGGUUUACAUCUAAAGCCUGGUUUAUACUUCGGUGUUGAAUUGACGCCGUACCCUACGCUGUAGAUCUGCAACGCCCUUUUUUCCGCCGGAGAGGCCUACUCAUGAACCUCCUCCAAAUGUAACUACACGUAAAAAACAAUGCGGACCGCAAGCCCUGUGAUUGGCCCACUAGACUGCAUUGUAUUUCCUGCAUUUACAGCACUUUUGGAAUCAGUGACAUCAGCCGAGUAUUUAAUCUCCUACAACUUCUCCUCUAUUCUUCCCUGCAAUCAUUUCUGUAUGAUAAACAGCAACAUGUAUCAGCUCUACAUUAACAUAACAUGUUCAAAAUCAAUGCGAAAAAGCAAGCUGAAGUACGUCAUGCUCACGUCCAAGUCGGCCAUUGCUGCGUGGGGUAAACACAGGAGUAUAAACCAGGCUUGAAGGAGGGUUCAUCAACGAUGACAUGAAAUUAAUAUUUUUGUACCUAUCUCUUGCCUGAAGUGGACUAUUUUCAUUUUGACGAUUAUGUAAAAAUAUUUAGACUGAAAAAGCUGUCUGUGACAAAAAUAAAAAGAGGAGCUUUUUUUAAAA
Molecule: messenger RNA, 2197 nt
Organism: Notolabrus celidotus (New Zealand spotty)
Lineage: Eukaryota; Metazoa; Chordata; Actinopteri; Labriformes; Labridae
Gene: ino80b
Product: INO80 complex subunit B
Exons: 6
Coding region: 338-1366 (342 amino acids)
Biological process (GO): chromatin remodeling
Cellular component (GO): Ino80 complex
Source: RefSeq, a predicted model, not a curated record